UGUGUAAAUCUAUUAAACAAGCACUGAGCUAGCAGACAACAAAAACUAAUUGCGGUUUGAACACUGGUCUACUAACAGCUAAAUGGCAGAAGCGUGUUCUGCAGCGAAAGAACCAAGGGUCCAUCAACUUCAGUCAGGAGAGGAAUACCAAGAAGACAUAUUUAGAGAAUGGCGAAGAUCAAUUGUUCGGAGAUUUUAUAGGACAAGAAAUCUUCUCAAGAAUGGAACUUGGCCAGCCUCUAUAUGGAAUCUUGGUUUCAUGGUACUUUGUCUGUCUGUGUGCAUGCUUGGUGACUGGGAAUUAGUCAGACCUAUCAAUGCUAGGCUACUUAUACUACCUGCUUAUUUAUUUAUUCCCCAAGGAUGUCCAUUUAUUCUGAAAUCCAUCAUAGUUUCUGCAGUUGUUGGUUUUGUGUUUUUCCUUGUCCUCCUGUAUGUGAGGCGGUUCAUGUUAAGAGGACUACUCGCCUACAGAGGCUGGAUGUAUGAACAACCUAAGACCCAAUCAUACAGUACUAUACUAUGGGGAGUUAUGGUUAAAGUCGUUAGUGGUUAUAGUCCCAGCUUAUACAGCUGCCAACGAAGUCUACCCAGGAUGCCAGUCCCAACAGUUCAGGAAACACUUAGUAGACUGCUAAAAUCUCUCCGCCCAUUGUAUGACGAAGAUUCCAAAGAAUGGAAGAGUAUAUGUAAAAAUGCUGAAGAGUUUGAGAAGAGUCUGGCACAUAAAUUACAGAGAGUUUUGAUGCUUAAGUCAUGGUGGUCACAAAACUAUGUCACAGACUGGUGGGAAAAGUAUGUUUAUUUAAUGGGAAGAAGUGCACUGCCAAUUAACAGUAAUUACUAUAUAAUGGACCAGAGCUAUUUUAUGCCUACUACAUUCCAAACUGCAAGAACAGCCAAUGCUGCCCAUCAGUAUCUGAAGUUUAAACAGCUUAUAGACAGAGAGAAGUUAGAACCUCUGCUGAUACGAAGGACCAUCCCAGUCUGCAUGGCCCAGUACGAGAGAGUUUUCUCUACAACAAGAAUACCAGGUGAAGACAAUGACACUUUAUACCAUGUAGAUUCAGCUUUAUCUAAACAUUUAGUAGUUUAUAGGAAAGGACACAUGUAUAAAAUAGAUGUAUAUGACAGUCAAGGGAAAAUAUUAGAAGCUGCAAAUAUAGAAAAACUUCUACAAUGGAUUAUAGAUGAUGCUGAUUCACAAUUAGAUAGUAUAUCAGACUCUGAGAAAUCUAUACCAGCCUUAACAGGAAUAGAACGUCCAACAUGGGCGAAAGUCAGGGCUGACCAGUUCUCCACAGGUGUAAAUAAAGACUCAUUAGAUAUUGUUGAGUCAGCUAUAUUCUGUAUAACUCUUCACCAUGAAAACAGAGAUGAUUUUUCUAGCCGUGCCAAGUUUUUAAUGUGUGGUGACGGAAAGUCUAUCUGGUUUGACAAGUCUCUGAACCUGAUCACCUUCCCUAACGGUAGAAUGGGACUCAAUUGUGAACAUUCCUAUGCUGAUGCUCCAGUGCUGGCACAUCUAGCUGAGUACAACAUGACUGAAGAGUCACUGCAUCUUUGUGGUUUCGAUGAGAAGGGACAUUUUGUAGAGAGUGAUUCACAGCAAUCGUUUGUUAAGCCACAGAAACUUGUCUGGGAGAUGACCAAUGACUUGGCUACUGCCAUAAAAUCUGCUCAGUUAACUGUUACUCAGAAUAUAAAUGAUAUAGAUCUCAUUGUUAAGGAAUUCAACCUUUAUGGCAAAGGAUUUAUGAAAUCAUGCAAGAUCAGUCCUGAUGCCUACAUACAGAUGGCUCUUCAAUUGACCUAUUAUAGGAAUGCUGGGAAAUUUGCUCUGACAUAUGAAUCAUCCAUGACUAGAUUGUACUUACUGGGGAGGACUGACACAGUUAGAUCUGUCACAUCAGAAUCUACUGAAUUUGUCAGGGCAUACUUUGACAAAGAGAAAUCCUCUCAGGAGAAGAUAACUCUAUUGAAACGUGCCUGUGAGAUCCAUCAGACUCAGUACCGUGAUGCUAUGAAUGGAAAAGCUAUCGAUCGCCAUCUCUUUGCCUUAUAUGUUGUCAGUAAAGGAAUGGGAUAUGAAUGUGAUUUUCUGAAGCAUGCCCUGACCAUACCAUGGACUCUGUCUACCAGCCAACAGCCACAACAACAGAUAGCCACCAGUCCUGACUGUAAUAAUAUAGAAUUUCAAGAUGUUCUGUGCCCUGGAGGUGGUUUUGGUCCCGUGUCAGAUGAUGGCUAUGGUGUGUCGUACAUGAUUCCAGGGGACAGGAAGUUAUUCUUCCACGUCUCGUCCAAGACAUCAACAAAAGGAACAAAUUCCAGUCUGUUUAUGGAUCAGUUAUUCGAUACUUUCAAAGAAAUGAAGGAAUUACUGGAAUCUCAGAAAUAAUCAGGUCAAAGAAGGUCUGGAACCAUUGGUUUUAUGACAAUUUUAUGAUGAUUUUAUUUGGGAUUCAUUUGUUUUUUCCAUGUUUUAUUGAUUGUUAUUCCUUUAGAAGAAACUGAAGAUUUUAUGAUAAUUUUACUAUUAUUUGGGGUCAUUUUAACCCAUGUUUAUGAAUUGUAAUGCAAUAAGAAGUUAGAUGGAGACAGGCUUUAAGCCAUUCAUUGAGUGAUAAUUUUAUAGUUUAUGUUUUAUGUGAACCAAACGUUUGAUGCAGGUGAGAGAAAUUGUUAAUCUAUAAGAUGAAAAUAUAUUGUAAAUAAAAUUUUAUCCUUGUGUGAUUAUUUUCUAAUAUUAUGAUGUGUUUUUUUUAUUUCAUUCGUGCAAAAUGUUUUAAAGCUUGAUUUUCCCAUUUUAUUUUAUUUUUAAAGAUACAUGAUGCUAACAUUUAUUGUUUCAUUUUUGUUUCUAUUUUGGAUUUUUGAAAUAAAACUUUUUAAUUUUUUUUCAGGCAAUGUCAUACACACAUUUUAAUUGUUGAUUAAUAAAAUAUUAAGUCUUAAAAAUAAUAGAGCAAAUCUGUAUAUAUGUCUUUUUACUUUUAAAUUACUUGUUAAAAAUUUUUGAAAUAUUUUUUUAGGGUUCCAUAAAAAAAACAUUCAUCGUCCCAUGGAAGGCACUUUUAUUUUUUAUUUAUAGGGUAACCCCCUAUAGAAGCAAUUUUAGAAUAUCACUUACAUUUUCAAUUUACAAAAAAGUAUUUGACGAUCACAACUUGUUGAGAUGACAAAGUGCCUUCCCUGGGUCCUGCUGAUGUUUUAAUGGAACAGCCCUUACAGCUAAUUUCCUAAUGCAUGUAAAGCAAACCUUUGGUUUGGUUUGCUUGCUUUGUUUGUAUAAUUGUUUAUACAAGCUUUGUAAAUAAGAUUGACAUCUUCAAACAAUAAAUAUAGGCAUAGUUUAACCUGUAUAUAUAAUAUUUGAAUUUAAUUGGUUGUUAUCCUAAUGAUUGUACAAUAUAAAAACAAAACAAGCAAGCUAACUAAAGUCUAUGUCCUACAUGCUUUAUGAAAAUAGCUGUAAAUCAAACAUGUAUGUAUGUACACUAAAAGAUGGAUUAAACGCCCAGUGAAAGCAAUUUAGCUUAUUAUAUGUUGAUAUUUAAUUUUACAUACUGUAUGUUAUCUUUGUAAUUUUGCAGACAACAGUUCCAUGUUAAGUUUUUCAGACUUAUAAAACGUUUUGGCAAAACUCAGGUUUUCAAAAGCAAGAUCAAUAGCAAAUUUUGAAUAGAAUCUCAAGUACUUAUCUUAAUGAUAAUUAUAAAUUUAGAUAUUAUGUAUGUGUGCAGUUUGAAUAAAAUCCAUAAACAUUCCCUGAAUGAACAUAUACUGUGAGAGUUGAA
Messenger RNA from Mytilus trossulus (common blue mussel), 3800 nucleotides. RefSeq names its product carnitine O-palmitoyltransferase 1, liver isoform-like. Gene Ontology annotation, biological process: carnitine metabolic process; fatty acid metabolic process. The record is from RefSeq and is a predicted model, not a curated record. The coding region runs from base 83 to 2401 and encodes 772 amino acids. The transcript has 16 exons. NCBI's taxonomy places the organism in Eukaryota, Metazoa, Mollusca, Bivalvia, Mytilida, Mytilidae. Gene Ontology annotation, cellular component: mitochondrion. Gene Ontology annotation, molecular function: carnitine O-palmitoyltransferase activity.